AUGGUUGGACCGAAUCUCUAUAACACGAUUCGUGGGUCGAUUCCCUGGCCUGUCGCCGCGCCACGUCACAAAAAAACGAACGGCCGUCGGAUCGGCGAUCGAACGGCGACGGGAAUCCCCCGCCUCCUCCCGCGCGCACACCUGCCCUCCCAUCCCCUCCUUCCUCACCGCGCCGCGCCGCGCCUCCCCUCCCUUCCAUCCGCGCCGCGCCGUGCCUCCCCUAACCCUAACCCUAGCUCCUCCACCGCCGCCGCCGCCGCCUCCUCCUCUGCGGCCUCCGUCCCGCCCGCCCUCCUCUUGGGCUCCGCGGCCUUGCCCGUGGGCUCGCCGUGCCGUGCCGCUCCACCCUCCCAUUGGGCUCCGCGCGCCGUCGUCCAUAACCUACGCGCCGGGACUCCGAGCCGGGGCACCGCCACUGCUCCCGUCUGCGGGAGGCUCCGAGCCACGGCGCCGCCGCCGCUCCUGUUCGUUGACCCGGCGCCGCCGCUCCCAUCUGAGGGAGGGAAGGGCCGCCCAGGGCGCUGCCUCCGCUCCCGCCCGUGGGAGGGAGGGGCCGACCCGGCGCGCCGCCGCCGCUCGCUGCUCGGUGUCCGGGCCUCACCACAAGCGGGGCGGCGCAUGCGCGGUGGCCCUCCCUGGAUGGGGCAGCUCGCGUCACAGCCGGAAGGCAGAUUCGACAGAUCCGGUGAGUGCAGGCUGGACCUAAGCCUGCAACAGAGGAGAACGGCGAUGAGCUGGGCGGCGUUCUUCCUCCUUUGCUCCACUUAUCGGCGCCACUCCAUCGUCAGCUCCUUCGGAUUCAGAUUGAGCAGUCCUGCCUCGAUCUUGGUUCACAGUCCUCCACUCCCGUGGAUCCAAGACCUGUACAUUGCCCAGCCCAAGGUCAAUUUGUUAAGGAUGCAAGUGCCGUUUGUAUUUUCCUACCUCUUAGAGAAAAAAGUUGCUGCUGCUGGAUCGGAAUGCUUAGUACUUGAGGACAGCUUGAGAAAGAUGGAUAGCAUGCCUAACAAAAUUCCUAGAAUUAUCAGAUGGGAACUUGGGUCCUCCUGGCUGCAGCACUUGCAGAAAAAGGAUUCUCCAACGUUUGAUAAUGGUAAAGGGGACAAAAUAAAGGCUGACAAAGAACCAGCUGUCAAAGGUCUUGGAAAGCAUUGAACAAUUAAGGAAAAUAAAAAAGAAAGAAU
Panicum virgatum (switchgrass) is the source of this 1184-nucleotide messenger RNA. Its product is annotated as atherin-like. Lineage: Eukaryota; Viridiplantae; Streptophyta; Magnoliopsida; Poales; Poaceae. The record is from RefSeq and is a predicted model, not a curated record. The coding region runs from base 1 to 1155 and encodes 384 amino acids. The transcript has 5 exons.